GAAGUCUUAUUUCUGGUAGUUUUUGCUGGAAAGAAAAUAUACUAUAUAUUCCACAUGAAAGCAAGCCAAACUUUAAUAAAGAGCUUUUCAUCCGGGGAGUUGAGAUUGUAAAACAAAGGAAGUCAAGCCUUUUCCGCAAAGUAGGAAGGCAUAUUAUGAAUGAAUCUAUGAAGGUGGAUAAUUCACGUACCUUACAUCAAAUCAUAGAGGAUGUUCUUAAGGAAACUGUAAAGGAUAUUUCUCGGACAGAUCUUAAUGAAAUAAUUGAAACUGCUGUGUAG
Molecule: messenger RNA, 281 nt
Organism: Funneliformis geosporum
Lineage: Eukaryota; Fungi; Glomeromycota; Glomeromycetes; Glomerales; Glomeraceae
Source: the annotation of a GenBank genome assembly